This is a messenger RNA of Striga asiatica, 645 nucleotides long. Lineage: Eukaryota; Viridiplantae; Streptophyta; Magnoliopsida; Lamiales; Orobanchaceae. The record is from the annotation of a GenBank genome assembly.
AUGAGAAGACGAGAUCAUGCGCCUGCCCGACAUGGACAACUUUCGUCGACAGCACGGGACUGCGGCGUGACUGAGAUAGGUGGACAACACAUAAUUGACGGAAAAACAGCCAAAGCGAGGAUGAGGCUAACAACGGCAGAUAAAGGAUCGUCGGCAGAGACCAGUGCGGCUGCGGAGCGGCACUAUACGGUAGAGCCAUGUGGUUGUAGAGUCGGUGAAAUCCCACAGCUCCAACGUCGUGAGCGGCUGUCGGGCACCGUCGGCUUGGAUGGGGUGGAUGGGGACAGAGCAUCACGACGAAGGGUCCGUCGCCUCGGCAUUUUUAGUCUUUGGAGUAAUUUCUUAUUACUGUUGGCGGUGUCGAGCUGUGUCGGGAUAUGUUUGGAGUGGCGGUGGUAUGAUAUUGUGACAGUGUUGGCGGGUUACCUGCCGGAGCCGAAGCUGGCGAUGGAAGCCACUGGGAUUAUGAUACACACGACAAGCCUAAUGUAUAUUAUGCCGAUGACCAUGGCGGGUUGUGUCUCCGCCCGAAUGAGCACCUCUAAUUGGAAUGAAUGCGACGAUAAGGGUAUUAACGAGAGGCCACAGAGGAGGAAGGCCACGAUGAGGGCCGAAGAUCUCUUGGACGCGCGCUCGAUGGCCUGA